AUGGGAGGCAACCAGACAUGGAUCACCCAGGUCACUCUGCUGGGCUUCCAGGUGGAGCCGACACUCGAGUGUUUCCUCUUUGGACUUUUCUCUGUCUUCUACGCCUUCACCUUGCUGGGGAAUGGGGUCAUCCUUGGGAUUAUCUGCCUGGACUCCAGACUGCACACCCCCAUGUAUUUCUUCCUCUCUCAUCUGGCUGUACUUGACCUGUCCUAUGCUUCCAACAACGUCCCAAAGAUGCUGGCAAACCUUGUGAACCAGAAAAAAGGCAUCUCCUUUGUUCCAUGUCUCAUGCAGACAUUCCUCUACUUGGCUUUUGCUGCUACAGAGUGCCUGAUUUUGGUGGCAAUGUCUUAUGAUCGGUAUGUGGCCAUCUGUCACCCCCUACAUUAUGCUGCCAUCAUGAGCUGGAGAGUGUGCACCAACCUGGCUGCUGCUUCCUGGGUGUUUAGCUUCCUCUUGUCCCUGGUCCAUUUAGUCCUCCUCCUGAGGCUGCCCUUCUGUGGGCCUCACAAGAUCAAUCACUUCUUCUGUGAGAUCCUGUCUGUCCUCAAGCUGGCCUGUGCUGACACCAGGCUCAACCAAGUCGUCAUCUUUGCAGCCUGUGUGUUCAUCUUGGUGGGGCCCCUGUGCUGGGUGCUGGCGUCCUACACGCGCAUCCUGCUGGCCAUCCUGAGGAUCCAGUCAGGGGAGGGCCGCAGGAAGGCCUUCUCCACCUGCUCCUCCCACCUCUGCGUGGUGGGGCUCUUCUUUGGCAGUGCCAUCGUCAUGUACAUGGCCCCCCAGUCCCGCCACCCUGAGGAGCAGCAGAAGGUCCUCUCCCUGUUCUACAGCCUUUUCAACCCCAUGCUGAACCCCCUGAUCUACAGCCUGAGGAACGCAGAGGUCAAGGGGGCCCUGGGUAGGGCACUGAGGAAGGAGAGGCUGAGCUGA
This is a messenger RNA of Sciurus carolinensis (gray squirrel), 933 nucleotides long. RefSeq names its product olfactory receptor 2A14-like. The transcript has a single exon. Gene Ontology annotation, biological process: G protein-coupled receptor signaling pathway. The record is from RefSeq and is a predicted model, not a curated record. Lineage: Eukaryota; Metazoa; Chordata; Mammalia; Rodentia; Sciuridae. Gene Ontology annotation, molecular function: olfactory receptor activity; G protein-coupled receptor activity. The coding region runs from base 1 to 933 and encodes 310 amino acids. Gene Ontology annotation, cellular component: membrane.